This is a messenger RNA of Fundulus heteroclitus (mummichog), 2554 nucleotides long. It is a transcript of the gene comp, whose product is annotated as cartilage oligomeric matrix protein. The transcript is spliced from 19 exons. Gene Ontology annotation, molecular function: calcium ion binding. Gene Ontology annotation, biological process: cell adhesion. Bases 122 to 2368 code for a protein of 748 amino acids. Gene Ontology annotation, cellular component: extracellular region. Lineage: Eukaryota; Metazoa; Chordata; Actinopteri; Cyprinodontiformes; Fundulidae. The record is from RefSeq and is a predicted model, not a curated record.
GGGGUUGAUAGCAGGGGAGGAACAUAAAAGAGCGUUGCUGGAACCAGGCUUGCAGGAGGAGCACUGACACCGAGUCCAAGGAAGGAGAAAGACGAGGCUGCAGUUCCUGGACGGUCCAAUCAUGCUGUGGUUCUUUGGGCUGACCUGUGUCCUCUGCAUUGGAGGACACGUCGUAGCGGGACAGAGAGAUGGAGAAAUUAUCAGUCAGAUUAAAAUGACUAACCUGGCCUUGGCUGAGAUUAAAGAGUUGCUGAAACAACAGGUUAGAGAAAUCGUGUUCUUGAAGAACACGGUGAUGGAGUGUGAAGCCUGUGGAAUGGGAGGUAUUCAACCCGUUUCCCCCUGUGAGCCCAACCCCUGCCACCCCGGAGUGAAGUGCACGGAGUCCCUUGAUGGUCCUGAGUGUGGACCCUGUCCUGACGGCAUGGAGGGAAACGGUACCCGCUGCACCGACGUGGAUGAGUGCACGGUGAUUCCCUGCCACAUGGGUGUCCGUUGCAUCAACACCUCACCUGGUUUCCGCUGUGGGUCCUGUCCCGCUGGAUACACCGGACCCCAGGUCCAGGGGGUCGGGCUUGCCUUCGCCAGAGCCAACAAGCAGGUGUGCAAAGACAUUGACGAGUGUGAAGGUCCCAAUAAUGGAGGCUGUGUGGAGAACUCUGUCUGUAUGAACACCCCUGGCUCGUUUAGAUGUGGCCCCUGUAAGCCAGGCUAUGCUGGGGACCAGCGGCGUGGCUGUAAGCCGGAGAGAGCUUGUGGGAACGGCCAGCCCAAUCCCUGCCACGCCAGCGCCGAGUGCAUCGUCCACCGAGAGGGUACCAUCGAAUGUCAGUGCGGCGUGGGAUGGGCGGGCAAUGGAUACCUCUGCGGCACAGACACAGACAUUGAUGGGCUCCCUGAUGAGAAGCUGAACUGUCCUGACAUGAACUGCAAAAAGGAUAACUGCCUCACCGUGCCAAACUCCGGCCAGGAGGAUGCUGACAACGACGGAAUCGGAGACGCCUGUGACGACGACGCAGAUGGGGACGGGAUCCCAAACAUGCAGGAUAACUGUCAGCUGGUGCCCAACGUGGACCAGAGAAACAUCGACGAGGACGACUUUGGUGACGCCUGUGACAACUGCAGAGCGGUCAAAAACAACGACCAGAAAGACACAGAUUUGGACAAAUAUGGUGAUGAAUGUGACGAAGACAUGGAUGGAGAUGGUAUCCCAAAUCACCUGGACAACUGCAAAAGGGUUCCCAAUGUUGACCAGAAAGACCGAGAUGGAGACAAAGUGGGAGAUGCCUGCGACAGCUGUCCUUACGUUCCCAACCCUGACCAGAUGGACGCAGACAAUGACUUGAUUGGAGACCCAUGUGAUACCAACAAGGACAGUGACGGCGAUGGACACCAAGACAGCCGGGACAACUGUCCAGCCGUCAUCAACAGCUCUCAGCUGGACACCGACAAAGACGGAAAGGGUGAUGAGUGUGAUGACGAUGAUGAUAAUGACGGCAUCCCCGACCUGCUGCCACCUGGUCCCGACAACUGCCGCCUGGUCCCCAACCCUCUGCAGGAGGACUUAGACGGUGACGGUGUGGGUGAUGUGUGUCAGAAGGAUUUUGACAACGACACCAUCAUCGAUCCCAUCGAUGCUUGUCCUGAAAACGCUGAGGUUACCCUCACUGACUUCAGGGAGUACCAGACGGUGGUUCUCGACCCUGAGGGAGACGCACAGAUAGACCCCAACUGGGUGGUCCUAAACCAGGGAAGAGAAAUCGUCCAGACUAUGAACAGCGACCCUGGUUUGGCUGUUGGCUACACGGCGUUCAGCGGCGUGGAUUUUGAAGGGACCUUCCAUGUCAACACGGUAACGGACGACGACUACGCUGGGUUCAUCUUCGGCUACCAGGACAGCUCCAGUUUCUACGUGGUGAUGUGGAAGCAGGUGGAGCAGAUCUACUGGCAGGCCAACCCGUUCAGAGCCGUGGCUCAACAAGGCAUCCAGCUGAAGGCGGUGAAGUCGAACACGGGUCCAGGUGAGAAUCUGAGGAACGCCCUGUGGCACACAGGUGACACCAGCGACCAGGUGAAGCUGCUGUGGAAAGACCCUCGCAACGUUGGCUGGAAGGACAAGACUUCGUACCGCUGGUUCCUGCAGCACCGACCCGCGGACGGCUACAUCAGGGUUCGUUUCUAUGAGGGUUCCCAGAUGGUUGCAGACACAGGCGUCAUCAUAGACGCCACCAUGAGAGGAGGCCGACUCGGAGUCUUCUGCUUCUCCCAGGAGAACAUCAUCUGGGCCAACCUGCGUUAUCGCUGCAACGACACUCUUCCUGGGGACUUUGACGCCUACAGAGCCCAGCAGGUCCAGCUGGUGGCCUGAGGAUGGAAAGCAAACAAACUCUUUACCACGAACAGCAGGAGUGAGGAGGAAGCAUCAGGAAUGAGCCCGUCCGGACAGGACCGGUCAUGUGAGACGUGUUUGGAUCGUUGACUCAGAAACAACAUUUCUCACCAAAAAUAUGUUGUUGCAAAUUGUCAAGAACAAGAAAUAAAACAACAUUUAAAU